This is a messenger RNA of Prunus armeniaca (apricot), 1527 nucleotides long. The record is from the annotation of a GenBank genome assembly. NCBI's taxonomy places the organism in Eukaryota, Viridiplantae, Streptophyta, Magnoliopsida, Rosales, Rosaceae.
AUGGGAUUCAAAUUCAAAACCUUGCGGACUCUUUCCCGGGAAAAGAACAUCCAACAAAAUUUCAAAUUAGAAUUCCAAACCCAACCCAGAACCCAUCAUUCUCACCACCCAAUUGCACAAAAACCCCUCUCUUACCUUGCGAAAGUUCACAAAUUUCAGAGCCCAACGAACCCAAAGUCUGAAACUUUCAGUAAGAUAUCCCAAUUUUACUUUCUGGGUAGGAAUAAGACGCCCUGUUUUGUACACUCAGUUGCAAAUUCUGACGAAAAGGCUCGGUUUGGGGAAGACCAAGGUGACCAAACGGCUAUUUUCAUACAAAACAUCCUCAAGUUUCGAAGGGACAAGCCAGCUGAGGAGAUUGAGCGAGCUCUUGACCGAUGUGGGUUUGUGCUGACAGAGGAUUUGGUUUUGAAUGUGCUCAGGAGGCACAGGUCUGAUUGGAAACCAGCUUAUGUAUUCUUCACUUGGGCUUGUAAAGGUGGAGGAGGAACUGGGUAUUUGCCUGGGUCCGAUUGUUUCAACGAGAUUCUUGACAUUCUUGGCAAAAUGCGGGCUUUUGAUGAGGUUUCCCAAGUGCUCGACGAAAUGUCAAAGAGAGAGGGGCUUAUCAGUGAAGGAACAUAUGGGAUUUUGCUCAAUAGAUAUGCGGCUGCACAUAGGGUGGAGGAAGCAAUUUUUACGUUUUAUAAGAGGAAAGAGUUUGGUCUCGAGCUUGAUUUGGUUGCGUUUCAGAAGCUUUUGAUGUGGCUAUGCCGGUAUAAGCAUGUAGAAGUUGCGGAAACUUUGUUUAACGAGAAGGGGAAAGAGUUUGAACAAGAUAUAAAGACGUGGAAUAUCAUUCUUAAUGGAUGGUGUGUACGAGCAAAUGUACGUGAGGCAAAAAGGUUUUGGAAAGAUAUAAUUGCAUCUAAAUGCAAGCCGGAUCAGUUUACAUAUGCGAUUUUUAUAAAUUCUCUGACCAAGAAGGGGAAAUUAGGAACAGCACUCAAGUUAUUUCGAGCUAUGUGGGAUCAGGGUUGCAACCCAAAUGUGGUGACAUGCAGCUGCAUGAUCGAUGCGCUUUGUUUCAAGAAGAGAAUUCCUCAAGCUUUGGAAGUCUUUCAGGAAAUGAAUGUCCGAGGAUGUCUCCCGAAUGCAGCGACAUAUAAUUCACUGAUCAAGCACCUAUGCAAAAUACGGCGCAUGGAGAAAGUUUAUGAACUUUUGGAUGAAAUGGAGCAGAAGGGUGGAAGUUGCUUGCCCAAUGAAGUAACUUUCAAUUGCUUACUCAAGUCCUUGAAGAAGCCAGAGGAAGUUCCUGGUCUACUGGAGAGGAUGGAGAAAAGUAGAUGCAAGAUGACUAGUGACACAUACAAUUUGCUGUUGAAGUUGUAUAUGGAGUGGGAUUGUGAGGAAAGACUAAGAUAUACGUGGGAAGAGAUGGAGAGAAAUGGGUUGGGACCUGACCAGCGAUCUUAUACCAUUAUGAUUCAUGGGUUCCAUGACAAGGGAAGGAUAAAAGAUUUUUGCGAUAUUUUCGUGAAAUGA